This is a messenger RNA of Myxocyprinus asiaticus (Chinese sucker), 7344 nucleotides long. RefSeq names its product potassium voltage-gated channel subfamily B member 2-like. Bases 429 to 2948 code for a protein of 839 amino acids. Gene Ontology annotation, biological process: protein homooligomerization; potassium ion transmembrane transport. The record is from RefSeq and is a predicted model, not a curated record. Gene Ontology annotation, molecular function: zinc ion binding; carbonate dehydratase activity; protein binding. Lineage: Eukaryota; Metazoa; Chordata; Actinopteri; Cypriniformes; Catostomidae. The transcript is spliced from 3 exons. Gene Ontology annotation, cellular component: membrane; voltage-gated potassium channel complex.
CGCUCUGAAUUUACGCGUCCGACAUCUGCAGACAUCCCGCGUCUCACCGGAUCAAGCCAUCGAUGGAGGCAGCGCUCUCAACGAGAACCGCGGAGCUCUUUUAGUUGCAGAUAUUUCCUGGUCUGCUGUGAGAUCUCCUCACAUUUGUUCAUGUAUAACAAAAUGUGGAACACAUGUCCAGUUCUAACUGAAGCCUCCGUAGAGAGCUGGGAAUCUUAAACGCCGGGCGAAGGGAAACCCGCAGCCGUCUUUUCCCCGUUUUCGCACAGAGCGGUUUGUAUAUGCAAAAGGUGGUUUACUUCAGGAAGUCAUGGAGGGACUCGUCUAAGGAGGACCCAACAUAAUCGUCCUUUUUCUCAACUACGCUCUGGUCUGGUUAAUUUAUUUUUACAUCUUCCUGGCAAGUCUUGCCUAUUUCCCUGCACACAAUGGCAGAGAAGGCAGGUCUGGGGGUUCCAAAACCAGGAGGCAGAUCCACGGCUUCGCUUCCACCUGAGCCUAUCGAGAUCAUCCGGAACAAGGCCCGUUACCGGAGGGUACGCAUCAAUGUCGGAGGCCUCAACCACGAGGUCCUAUGGCGGACCUUGGACCGGCUACCCCGAACCAGAUUAGGCAAACUCAGAGACUGUAAUACCCAUGAGUCUCUAAUGGAGGUUUGUGAUGACUACUGCUUAAACGAGAACGAAUACUUCUUUGACCGACACCCGGGCGCAUUCACGUCCAUCUUGAAUUUUUAUAGAACUGGAAAACUACAUAUGAUGGAGGAAAUGUGCGCUCUGUCCUUUGGGCAAGAGCUUGAUUACUGGGGCAUUGAUGAGAUCUACCUGGAGUCGUGCUGCCAGGCACGCUACCACCAGAAGAAAGAGCAGAUGAACGAGGAGUUGAGGAGAGAGGCAGAGACUCUGAGAGAGAGGGAGGGCGAGGGGGAAUUUGAUAACACCUGCUGCCCAGACAAGAGGAAGAAACUUUGGGACCUCUUGGAGAAACCAAGUUCUUCGGUCGCUGCUAAGAUACUGGCCAUCUUAUCCAUCCUGUUCAUCGUACUUUCAACAGUUGCACUGUCCCUGAACACCUUACCUGAACUCCAAGUAAUAGACGAAUUUGACCAAGCCAAUGACAAUCCUCAACUUGCUCACGUUGAAGCUGUGUGUAUCGCAUGGUUUACAAUGGAGUAUCUCUUGCGCUUCCUGUCAUCACCAAACAAGUGGAAAUUCUUUAAAGGGCCACUAAAUGUCAUUGACUUGUUAGCCAUUUUACCCUACUACGUCACUAUAUUUCUGACCGAAUCCAACAAAAGUGUGCUGCAGUUCCAAAAUGUGAGGAGGGUGGUGCAGAUAUUCCGCAUCAUGAGAAUAUUGAGGAUUCUGAAAUUAGCGAGACAUUCAACUGGACUGCAGUCCCUUGGAUUCACACUCAGGCGCAGUUACAAUGAGCUUGGCUUACUCAUAUUGUUCUUAGCCAUGGGAAUUAUGAUAUUCUCAAGUCUGGUAUUCUUUGCAGAGAAGGAUGAGGAUGCAACAAAAUUUACCAGCAUCCCAGCUUCAUUUUGGUGGGCUACAAUCACUAUGACAACUGUAGGCUAUGGAGAUAUUUACCCACAGACUUUGCUUGGCAAAAUAGUUGGUGGACUUUGCUGCAUUGCUGGUGUGCUGGUCAUUGCCUUACCCAUCCCUAUUAUUGUGAACAACUUCUCAGAGUUCUACAAGGAGCAGAAACGACAGGAGAAAGCCAUCAAGAGAAGAGAGGCCUUAGAACGAGCAAAGAGAAAUGGCAGUAUCGUGUCUAUGAAUCUUAAAGAUGCCUUUGCACGAAGUAUGGAGCUCAUGGAUGUCAUUGUAGACAAAAGUGAUGAUAAACAGCCAAUGGAUAACCACCUAUCUCCAAGCCGGUGGGGUAUUCCAAAGCGCACAUCCUCAGAUACCAGCCUAAGAUCCUUUGACAAAAAGUUGCCUAACAGCAGCCCGCACAGAUCACAAGAAUAUGUUAGAACACCGAGUCCUCAGCGCCUGAACGCUCAGAAACUGGAAGAAAUGUAUAACCAGAUGACAAAGACGCAGUCCUUCUCUGAUCUCAGUGCAACCGCUGCCUCAGCUGUGUCAAAACAUGAGGUAGAGUUUGAGAUGAAGGAAGACCCACCUGCCACAGAACAACAACCCAGGGAAAGACCCGUCACUGAUGUGAGAAGCAUAUCAAGUGUUGACAGCUUUGCAAGCUGCACUGCUGAAUUUGGACAGGGUGAGAAGGCAUCCACCCCUUCUUAUACAGCAGAGCAGGUUCAGCAAAAGCAACCUAAAUCACCUCCACGCCUUCAUCUUGGCCAACUGACACCUUCUGACUUGAGUCCAGAGGAGAACACAGAAGGGACUGGCCCAUUUAAGCAUGGCCCUGUCAAUCCAGAUGGAGAGAAUUUUAACGAGGUUGUGGAGAACAUCAGAAGCUCCAUUCGUGGCACAAAUUCAGUCAAGAUAAAAGGUCUCAAAGUCAACUUUAUAGAAACACCAGAAGAUGCUCCUCCGACGCCACCCUACACCUCUUCCCCACAGGAUAUAAACAACAGUCUUCUGGAAGACGACUCCCCAGAGGUAGAGUGCUCUCCUCUCUGUUCAGAUUCAGAGCCACUGGCUAGUAUCCCAAAGAAAGGCUUAGUCCUUUCUCCAAAGAUACUGGCUGGUGAAUACCUUCCUGGGGAGAUGGCAUUGCUUCUGGGGGUGCUGGAGGAACAAGAGUAUUACGAGGAAAAUAAUCCAAAGGAAGUGGCUUCUGCAGCCAUCUCCUCGCCCAAACUAUCAGCACAGAACUGCACUCAGGGUGUAGUUGCUGAUAAUGGGGAGGAGAAGCCAGACACUAGCCAAAGUGAACACAAGGUAGAGAACCACAUGUUUACACCAGAGAUCCAUCUGAUGCCAGGGGAUGGUAAUCUUUCCCCAUCCUGUGAAACUAGUAUGUGACUGUGGGCUGACAUUCUGACUGAAGCUAUAAGCACACUGGAGGAAAAAAAGGCACACAGAUGUGAGCUGAGAGAUGUUUCUGCAUGGCAUGAAAAGUCCCUUGUAAUUGUGUCAUUGUCAAUAAUAAAAAAAUGAAUGAGACUGCACUUCUUGCAGACAAGACCUGGAUGAUGCGGAUGCAAAAAAAUGGCUUGUUUAGAAUGUACAGUAUCUACCCAACGGUGAGGACAUUGUUGACCUAACUGUACAUUGUACUUUUUCACUCGUUAUAUUUUACAGACAGUCAGAAACGUAGGGGGACAGAUCUUCAAAAGCAUGCAUGUUAACAACGCUGUUUUACGGUGCUUAGUUUGCUGAGAGCACUCCACGGUAAAUACAGAGACUACUGCAAUGACAAUGCACAUAGCCACAGAGAGCAUAGUGGAUGUCAAAAGGUUUUCUGAUUUUUUUUAUUUAUUUAUUUUUAUUUUAAAGAGGGAUUUAUCAUCAAAGACUGUGAAGUAAAGUAGCGACGUAUUGAAACAUAUCAUGACUUUCUGUAGAAAUGCAAUGUGUACCUAAUGCAGAUAUGUUUUUUUGUUAAGAUAUAGGAAUAGCCUAUAAUGUCACCAAAAUAUAUUUUCAGAAUUCUUGGGAGGGUCGGUACCCCAAUUAACACCAUUAAUUGAAAUCUUAGAUUUAAUGACCAGACGUUUAGAUUUUUAUUGAUGGAUUGCACCGCUUUUAUUCUUGAAAUUCAAUGUUGCAUAUAUACAUGUAGUUGCCAAAUAGAUAACGGAUGAGAAUAGAUCCUACACAGGAAAUCAGAAAUCAAAUUCUAUACUGUAGCUGUAAAAUGCAAAUUAUAUAUUGCAAAACUAUUAUGAUAAUGUUAGAUUUGAACCAUCAAGAUAAAAGUUACAUGGCCUGCUUUUAAAGUUAUAUCAUAAAAAAAGAUGGGUACAUCAUGUAUGUAUGUCUUAUCUUUACAUAAACAAUGGCACAAUAAACAAUACAUUAAUGAAAAACCAGUAGAUUUCACAUAGGGGUUUUAAAUUACCACCAAGUAAUUUGACCAUCAAGCACAUAGUUCGGGUCAUUAAAACUUAAAUAUGAUGUUCAUAUACGGUAUUUUUUUUUAAAACUCAAAACACCCAAUCAUCUUAGUAAUAUUUUACUUGUCAAAAGGACCAAAGCACAUGCUAUGUUUUCAUUUAAACACACAUUACACUUUUUUUCAUUUUGGGAGAGUACAGUAGUGUAAAUGCCACCGCAGUUUUAAUUUUUCACAUGAGUUGCUUCAUUAUUAUCCAUGUUUCACCAAAUCUGUAUCAUUCAUAUGCUUGACCUUUUAUUAAUUUCUUAACAGAAACUCAAUAUUGUCCAGUUCUACUGAAUAUUUCAUAUUUAUUUUAUUUUCAGACUGAGUUUUGUAUUAUCAUCAGGACUAAAGCCCGAUAAGUUUUUUUUUUUUUCCUGUCACUAGAGAGAAUAUCUGUUUUAUGUUGCCUUUAUUCCAAGAUUGCUGGAAAUGUCAUGUAUAUUACUUGCUUUGUAAUGGCAGUUGGCUAAAUGUUCAAAAUGUACAUUAUGACAAUUGAUCACACAAUCUGAAUGCGCUGAAUGAGGAUUGUAAAAGACAGAGGAAGAACUCAUAAUUUAGCUGGCUCACAUGGUUACGCUAUGGUGGGAAGUGCAAUACAGCAUACUGCAAUCUAUGCAGGCCAAUAUUUGUGGCACUUUAUUUACAGUCUAAUGGAUUUGUAAGUGUACAGGCAGAGACUACAAUUGUAUUUUUCAGAUGAUAUAUCUUUAAUAUUUGAAAUAUCAGUGUUACCACUCAAAAAGGAUAAUUUCACAUUUUACAAAAAUAUCAUGUGACCGUAGGAGUCACUCCAGUUAUACGUCAGUACUCUUCAAAUAAAGAUUUUAUUGACAAUUUGGAGCAUGAGGGCCUUUUAUAAAUGUCUACAAAAAGAUUUGUUGUCAAUUUGAAAAACUCAAUUAUUUAAUGGGCUCAUAUAAAGUAUUUUAUGUUUUAUAAAUUGAUGCUGACAGUUUUUUCUACACCAAAAUUCUGCACAACCACAAUUUCCUUCCAUAUGGUGGUUGAAAUUAUGCUUGCCUCUUCAUACACACUUAUUUAUGAGAAGGCUGCAAAUCAUUUGGCUUUGUUCAUAUAGCACUGUACAGAAAAAUUCUACUUUUUAUAUGGGGGGGUCAGGUCUUUAAGUAAUAGAUAUGCGUAAUAUUAAGUUCUCAGGUUUUCUAUGACACAAAUUUUCUGAUAUGGUGAAUGUCUCUGUUUUCUUCGUUUAAAGAAAGCAUCAUCUUGUUUCUUUCGUUUUUGUUGUUGUAAUUGUUUUUAAAUAAUGUGUCAUCACAUGCCUGUUUUGACAGACAGGGAAACGAUGGCCCAUCUCACGUGUUUCCAUGAGACAGUCAGCUUCCCUGGUGUGCUUUAUAUCGAGAGUGCAGUCAUCAAUGGAAGGAAUAAUUCAACCAAUUGUGUGCCUGGCCAGCACUGCCUAUAGGCACUUUUGAAACAGUAAAUAGAUGGGCUUUGUUUUCAGCCUAAGAACAAGAGUGAUUUUUCAACAUUUUAAAGCAGUUACACAUUUCUGUUGUUCCUCAGUACCACAUACACAUCAACAACUCUCUAAAGGCGUCAUAUCAUGAGGAAUUAAUUUUUCCUUUAUCUCUUUAGAUCAUUUAAACUGUACUAUGAAAACAUACUGUAACUUUUAAAACUCACAAUUUCCUCACUGGUCCAAAAAGCCAUUUAUUGAAACUAAGCUGCUAAAACUGAAAUACUUGCUGACCACCCACAUUGUCAUGAAAAAUGUAAUCAUGACAUUAUAAUAUUAUAAGUGGACCCAAGGGCGUAGAUUUGGCUUGAACAUUGGGGGGGUUACAGUAUGAAGAAUUUACAUGUUUCCAUUGAUCAUGGUAUAAAUAAAUACUGGGGGGGGGGUGUUGUACUUGCUUAUUUUGACUAUUGGGGGAGGGGGGGUUACGUUGGAUCAUAAUUUAUUUUUUCUAGUAAGACCUUUGAUAUUAGGGCAAAAAUCGUAUUCUUGAUAAUAAUUUUUGUAUUGUUUUCCUGUAAAAAUAUCUAAAAAUCCUUAAAACAUUUGAUUGAUUGAUCUUGUUUUAGAAACAACACUGCAUAAGAUAUUUAGGUUUUUCAGAGAAUGUAUUUUUAACAUGUGUAUUUUGUCUUACUGUACUGACAGAGUUUUUAUAGUCAAAACAAGUGAAAAAAUCUACCAGUGCUGAAGAAGUAAUCCAAAGUAUUUAGAAUACGUUACUGACCUUGAGUAAUCUAACGGAAUAUGUUACAAAUUACAUUUUACAGCAUGUAUUCUGUAAUCUGUAGUGGAAUACAUUUCAAAAGUAGCCCUCCCAACCCUGCGGAAUCUACGCCCCUGAGUGGACCUCAGGGAGAAAAUUAAGAAAAAGUAUGAUAUGACCUCUUUAAGGACAUCAGAUGCCCUAAGCACAAGCAAGUUGAAAUGCUUUCUAUACAUCAUAUCAUGCUAGCUCAUAUAUAUGCUUAGAAAUAUAAUUUUUGAACCCUCAUCAUAUGAACUGUUCACAAGAAGUUAUUUAUGAUUAUAUUUAACUUAUUUUUGUUUGCUGGUAUCCGAUCCCCCCCCCCCCCCACCCCUCCAAUUAUAGGUCUCAGUUGUUUUCUCUGUCAGACUCUUGUGUGCAUUGUGGCAUUUCAAAAUUACAGAUAAAAUAUUGCACAAACAAACGGUUUACACUUUGAUAGACCAUUUAGCACCUGUUGAAUAAAGGUACUGUUAAACAUGACUCUUGCAUUAUUCUUAUCACCAGGCAAUCAAUUGCUUUUUUAUUUGUAGCAUGUCAUCAUAUGACUACAAAAGCAUCUCCCAUUGCCUUUUAUGGGAGCAGUAGAUGCAAAGUGAUUUGGGUCUGUGUGACUUUGUUCAUUCAGGAUGGUGUUUGUAAAUGCUAAAAUAAACUCUGUGAGCUAACAGCUGAUGGACGACUGUGAACAAGCAUGUUUCUCAUCACAUGAUCUUUUGUGAUACAUGUUCAUGGCAAGUGUGUGGUUUUAUUUUAUUGUUUGAAAGCGAGGUUAUUAUUUAACUGUGAAUGUGUCAUCCAUGUGGCAUAGCCUGUUCUCCCAUGCAUAAUUGUGACAUUGUAUUUUCUCCUCUCAUGUCUUCUGCCUCAUUUAUUGUUUUUGUUCGUUUAAACGAUGUUAUCUUGCACCUCAAAGUCCGUAGACACAUUUAAGCUGCAGACUGUUUCUGCACAUAUCAGCAUCUUUGAAUGCAUGUAGUAGCCUGUACAAUUAUGUGAUCACAGAACACUCUGUCAUACAUGUAUGUCAACAUUUCUGUAAAAUAAACCACGUUGUCUAUGUUAAGUCUACUAGCAUAUA